AUGAAGCUCAUUUCCAUCGCAGCAAUCAUUGCCCCUUCGAGCAUUUCCACUGCUCAAGAGAGCUCGAGUCUUGAUCCUCGAACAAACCAACCCGAUCGAAAAAUCCGGGCUAUUGGCGACAAGAUUGCCCAGUGGACUCGUGAAAAUCUCUGCAAUGCUGAGGGAAAGUGCUUGCCAGCUGUGGACAAGCCCGAAGGAAAUUGGGAACAGAGAAUUGACAGAACGAUUGAGAGACUCCAGGACAGAUACCAAAAAUGCGGAACCCCACCAGAAGGAGGAAGAAAACGAAGAAGUGCUGACAGUCGUUACACCGAAGAAGAACUGUACGACCUUUUGUACGAAGACCCCGAAGAAGAAACUGUAUCAACAGGAAUCACGCCUCGAUUCAACAAAGAUGAUCCACUCAAAGGAAUCAGCCAACUUUGCGCCUCAAUCGCCAAAUGGGUCGAUGCUUAUCUUCCCCAGUGCAAGUCCAAGCAUCGAAAUUCUUACUCCAAUGUCGCGCGAGUCAGCCUGCGAAUGACCAAGUGGCGAUUUCUUUUGGAAAACAGCUACCAACGAUUUCACAAAAUGGAGGCCAGACCACUUCCGUCCGACUGGUCCAAAUGGUUCGAGCGAAAAGCAAGAAAAGCCGCUGGCACACUCUAA
Molecule: messenger RNA, 648 nt
Organism: Oikopleura dioica
Lineage: Eukaryota; Metazoa; Chordata; Appendicularia; Copelata; Oikopleuridae
Source: the annotation of a GenBank genome assembly